Molecule: messenger RNA, 3770 nt
Organism: Dama dama (fallow deer)
Lineage: Eukaryota; Metazoa; Chordata; Mammalia; Artiodactyla; Cervidae
Gene: PNMA8A
Product: PNMA family member 8A
Exons: 2
Coding region: 341-1810 (489 amino acids)
Source: RefSeq, a predicted model, not a curated record
GCGGUUGCUGGGGCCCAGCCCAGGCGCCCGGAGUCCUAGCGGGGGCGGACGCUGGCGUCCCGGGCCUUUCCUCCAGAGCAUCCGUGCCGAAGCGGCCCGAGCUGGCACCUGGCCAGCGGUUGCAUCCCGGCGGCCUCUCCGUGGCUCGUCUGGCCGUUCAGAGGCGGGGCUGCCGUAUCCCUGCCAGGCGGGCCGAGACGCAGGCCCCGGGGGAGGGGCUGAGCGCGGUUUUCGGCAGAUUCCAGGACACGUGAUUGCUGCUUAGGGUCCGCUGCAGGCGCGGUCCGCCUCGUAGACGCUUCAGCACACCUGGGAAUCGAGCCCCGCGGUGUCCACGACCAUGGCGGCGAACCUUCUGGAGGACUGGUGCCGGGGGAUGGAAGCGGACAUCCACAGGUCCCUGUUGGUCACUGGCAUCCCAGAGGACUGUGGCCAAGCGGAAAUCGAGGAGACCUUGAAUGGGGUCCUCUCCCCGCUGGGUCCGUACUCCGUGCUCAACAAGAUUUUUUUGAGGGAAGAAAAUGCCAAAGCUGCCCUCGUUGAGGUCGGGGAAGGUGUGAAUCUGAGGGCCAUACCCCGGGAGUUCCCAGGAAGGGGGGGCAUCUGGAGAGUGGUCUGUAGGGACCCCACCCAGGAUGCUGAAUUCUUAAAAAACCUGAAUGAAUUCCUGGACUCGGAGGAGCGCACCUUGGAGGAUGUGGUGCGCUUGCUUGAACUCAGCAGGGCCCCACCACCCCAGUCCCAGAAUCGGCCCCCCGAGAACUGGGCAGAAGCUUUGGGGGUGCUUCUGGGGUCUGUGGUGCAAAUCAUCUACUAUUUGGAUGCCGAAAUGCGCAGCCAAGAGGAAGCUAGGGCGCAAGAGCUUGCCGAGGCCCAAGCGGUAGCAUCCUUGGCUUCAGCAGCAGGGAGGAAGGUCAAGAAGGAGCCAGGGAGGGCUGCAGAGAGGGGCUCUGCCUUGAAGAUGGAGGACCCGGAUGGCUGGAAUGAUCUGGCAGAUGGGGCUGACGCUCCUAAACCUUUGGUUCGAAAGGCUGGAGCUCUGACUCGCUCCAGGAGAAAGAAGCAGAAAAAAACUCCCAAGCAGGAACCAGUGCCUUGGAAGAAAUCCCAAGGCAGCCAUUGCCACAGCUCAGCCUCCUUGAAGCAUCCUGAAGCUGAUGAUGGUAAAAAUAUGGAGAUGUUAGAACCUGUCAGGAACAGCAAAAAGCCAUGUGCGAAGCAGGAGCGGUCGGCUUUGAAGAAGCCCCCAGUAAAAUGUGCCUGGAAGUUUCCCAGCAACCCGCCUCCUGUAGCUGCAAGCUGGGGAGUUGCCUCUGAGUCAGACCAAGAUGGUGGCCUGGAGGGCCCCCCGAAGAAGAAGGCCAUGGGCUGGGCCUCAGCAAAGAGCCCUGCCCCCAUGAGGAAGAAAAAGAAGGUGAGCUUGGGCCCUGUCUCCUAUGUCCUUGUUGAUUUGGAAGACCCCAGGAAGAAGCCAGAGGUUUCAAAGAAAGGGCCAGGCUCCGGCCGGGGUGCACCAGACCAGAAGGCCCCUGGGGACCCCCAGCCCCAUGAGUCACCAACCUCAACCUCACAGGGUCCAGAGGCCAAGCCACAAGGCCCUCCGCAUGCCUCUAGUGAGAAUGACAACAAAAGUCAUUUGGGUUGUGUCAACAAGUGGAUGGAGGGGGAGGAGCAGCGGGGGCAGGUGGGGGCACAGGAACCCAAGGGGGCAGAGAGUCAGGUGGUGGGUGAGGACCCCAGUGCAGUGGAGGAAGCAGGUGACCCACCAGUUGAGGCCUCAGAGGCCGAGAGCCCUGACCCCGCCUCCUAGGAGCCCCUGAAGGCCCACACUUGGGGAUACCUGUGGAGACAGGAGGUCAGAGCAAACCCACUCACCCAUCCCUUGUUGAUGAGUGUGUCUCCGUGGUAUUCUCCAGUCAUCUCUCCCUUCAUCUGACCCAUCUCCCUCAAUGAGGAUGUCGUGUUUGGGGUCGUGUUGUUCAUCAGAGUGGGUGGCCUUGAGGCUGAAGUUUUCUGGAGGCCUGGUUGGGAGAUCAACAUGUUCAAAGACUUAGGAAGUCUCAGGAAGUGAAAAAUCUGUCCCGACACAGCCUGCUUCUCCUCUUGGGCUGUUCUGACUUAUCCACAGAACAUGGGGGGACCAUCUGCACCUGAGCAGUUGAAAGAAGACCAAGAAAGAGGCUCCAAGUUGGGAACAGAGCGCUCUUGUUGACCUUUGAUUGUUUUAGGAACUCACUUUGUAGAGAUCCAACUUUCAGCGGUGAAUGGUGUGUAAGGUCUUAGGUGGAAGGAGUUAGGGAGGGAAGUGUAGCCCUGUGCCUUUUUUCCUUGGCUGGGCCUGCUUUUUCACCUCCUCCUAGACACAGUCUCAGAGGAUGGAGAGUCACGAGGUAGAUUGGAAAAGUUCUAGAACAUUCACUGUGACUCACUCACAGGCUGGUUCACUGUUAUGGUCACCUGUGUUUGGCCUUUCUCCCCCAUUCCCUGCUUCCUUUUCUGGAUGGUGAGCCAACCUCUCUCUGCAGGGCCUGGCGAGGUAAAUAGGUCCCUUAUAUCCUCUCUCUGCUUCAACCUUUGGGUAGGUUAAGUCAAGAUCUUCCCUGCAGACUUCACUUCCUCACUCUUACUAGUUUUCAGUGUCCAUCCUCCAGUUCUCUAUCCAGAAGGUGGUAAGAUCCCUAUGCACUUAAGCCUUGAAGUGUUUGGUUUAAGGUUCUGUUAAUAAAACUGGUACUUGGAUUCCCAUUUGGGUGAAACCCUUGCAGGAAACCUACAGCCAAAAAAGAAUGAUGGGGAGGGAAGGACUCUGCCAUUCCUGGGUCCCCUGGCUCUUCUUCCAUCCUGUGCCCGCCCCCCCCCCCCCCAAACUCUCUUUGAGGCUGAAGACCAAAUCUCCCAUUAUAGGAAGAGACAGGAAAAUAUUCUUUAAAAAUUGGCUGAUCAUUUGCACCCUCUGAAUAGACCAGAAUGCCUUGUCUCCUAUGUGUGCAGGAGGAGAGGGAGGGCCAGGUUACCCGAGCUCAAUGAUUUCCAGACUGUAUCCUGGGGAAGCCAAGCUGUGCUCAAAGAAGUUAUCCAAAUCUACUUUUUCAUGUAUUUAUUUUUUUAAAGUGACUAUUUGAAUGUAUCAUAAACCCAACAAGUCACACCAGAGACUAUCAAAAUAUUACCUUGUGUUCAUCAGUGUUUUGGUACAAGUAUCCAUUUUGUUGAUUUCAUCAUCUAUUUGCAUAUGAUCUAAUUUUCUUGUAAAUGCAGCAGAUAGGAAAGGUUCCGAGUAGAAGUUGGUCCCGCGAAUGCCCUGUCAUGAAACAAACACUCUGAAAGAAGUUUCCCUUUGUGAUCCACAUGUUAUUGUCCUACUGUGAUGCUGCGUUGUUUGAUAGCAAAACGUAUCAACACGGCGCACAGUAAUUCAUAUUCUGUUAAGAGUUUCGUGGUCUGUCUUAUGACUUAACAUUUUUGUGAUAAAGGAUGUGAAUCGUUGUUAGAUGUUAGUGAUUCAGCAGGUUUCUCAUGACAAUUCAUUUCAAAAUUCUGGAUGAGUCUGAGAAGGCAGGAAAAAAGGAAACAGUUUCCGUUUGCAGCUCUUCAUCUGUGUGUAUCACGGUUAUCCUCGGGUCUGAGCAAAACAAAACAUGGGAGUGAAUUGGCCUUUCAAGCUGUGGCUCUCCAGCUCCAGAUUUCAAAAUCAGGUCCACUAGGGCUUCAUUGUAUUAACAAAUUGACACCAUGAUUAGUAAAUGUAAAUGUAUGUUAUCAAAUAAAGU